AGUCACUAUUCAACAACCUCGUCGAUACACUCGCCAGCCAUGACUAAAUCAAUGUUUGAACGCACCAAGGACAAGUUUGCUCGUAAGAACUCAUCAUCUUCCCAAGCAGAGUGGAGGCUCUCACGGCGCGAUGUGAGGGGAGUCAACGACGCGGGGACGUCUUGGAAUACUAACAACCCAUUCCCCGACCCAUUAUCUGCCACGCAGCCUAGCAACGAGACUCGUGAGUCUGACCUCAAAUCUCCUGGUGCGCUUCUCGACUUACCAACAAUCAACCUCCUAGCCCAAGAUGCCCCUCCCGCAUAUACCGCCUCCGCUGGUCCCUCUACAUCGUCCAGCCUAGCUAGCAUCACGUCCGCCGAAGACAAGUAUGCCUUCCUGUCCACCUUUGACACCGUCUUCCUUAUCGACGACUCCGGUGCUAUGGCGGGCCGGUCCUGGCGCGAGGUUCGCGAUGCGCUCCUUGCCAUCACUCCAAUCUGCACGUCGCACGACUCGGAUGGCGUCGACCUCUAUUUUCUCAACCACAAAUCUGGUGUUCGUGGCUCCGCUACUCAAGCUUCCAACGGCUACAACAAUAUCCGCAACCCGGCCGGGGUCCAGCGCCUCUUCGAGUCGGUCAGGCCCAGCGGUGCUACUCCCACAGGCAACCGCCUGCAGUCCAUCCUCAACCCCGGGUUGAAAGAUUACCGUGUCAAAGCAAAAGUUGGAGAAUAUGAAGUGGAUGCGCUACCUGACACUGGCGCCAAGUACAACUUCAUCUCACAACAAUUCGUCGUGAAGGGUUGUCUCGUACCCGACAACACCACGCCUGAAGCCAUUCAGCUACCCUGCGGGAAAACAGUCAUUUCUCCAGGAACUGUGAAAGUUCCGUUCGUGUUCCACGGAGAAAUCAAGACAUAUAUGCUGGACUGCCGGAUCCUCCCUGGUUGUACCAGCGACCUCGUUCUUUCCGGUUCGUUCUUGCGCGCUACGAAGACUCUCACCAAAUUCAAGAACCGAAUUCAAGGAGUACUACGCAAUCUCAAGACUUGCCCCCGAGUCAGCCUUCUCGGCAAUGAAGAACAGCGCCUCUGGGGGCGGCUGAACGGACACCAUGUUCUUGCCCUUCCAGACACAGGGUCCGACGUCAUGCUGGUGUCGGCUCAGUGGGCCAAGUCAAACUACCUUAAGGUUGACUACAGUCCAGAACAUCACCUCGAGCUUGAGCAAGGAGAUGGCUCGAAGUUCUUCACUAUGGGUUGCAUCCACAACGCAACAUGGACUUUCGGUGACUCCGAACAGCAAACCAGCUGGGACUUUUACGUUGUCAACGACCUUCCUGUAGACAUUUUGUUCAGCAACGAGUUCAUCUUCGAGUUUGACUUAUUUUCCAAGUUCGAACAUUUCAUGGUCGAUCACGAGUUUUCGCUUGGAUUGCCAGGAUUCUACAACGUCAGGUUGAUUAGCAAGUACAGCCCUGAGCUAGCUAGGCUUGAGGAGGAGUCCAACAAUGACUUGAGGUCUCCUAGCGCAGUCAGAGUCGAGCGAGUACGCCGCGACCGAAUCAGGGACACAAUAGAUGCACUGGACGAUCCGGCGAAGCAAAGUGAGGCUCGGGUCAAAGAGAAGCAACGCCAGAAGCAAUGGGACACGCGUCGCAAAGAACACGAACGGCAGCAGAAGUUGGCGGCAAUCGACCCUGGGCAAGCUGCUGCCCAGGGAGAAGGGGAUGGCCAGCAAUCGCCGAAGCCAAAGAAGCACUGGUGGGAAAGUAACUUCUUCGUGCGCGAAUUGUAAGCAUAAUGCAGGCUGCCAUUGAUUGAACCUCAACAAGGACUCUCCAAGUCGGCGGGCAUCAGGCAUCAUGAAGAGGUGGGUUGGGAGAUGUCUAUAGAGCAAACACUUGCGUAUCUUUUUUUCUUCCUUUCCUACAGCCAUGCCACGAUGGUACAGCAAAAAGAAAAGAAAAAAACCUCGGAGCCAAAAUUAGUGCUCAGGUCCUUGUAGCUGAAUUAGAUAUUAUGUCGCGAACUUAGCAUUUCUGUGCAACGGUUCUAAGGCACAAAUAAGCAAUGGUUGGGGGCUCCACCUAGCGUCUGACCAAAUAUCUUACUGAUUCUUCCCGUUCACGUUCCCCGCUCGCCCAUCGUCGUCUCCAUUUUCCUCUGUCGACUGUUGUCCCAUGGCCACUCGC
Messenger RNA from Fusarium odoratissimum NRRL 54006, 2176 nucleotides. RefSeq lists its product as uncharacterized. The transcript has 2 exons. NCBI's taxonomy places the organism in Eukaryota, Fungi, Ascomycota, Sordariomycetes, Hypocreales, Nectriaceae. The record is from RefSeq and is a predicted model, not a curated record. The coding region runs from base 40 to 1779 and encodes 579 amino acids.